Messenger RNA from Dioscorea cayenensis subsp. rotundata (Guinea yam), 1875 nucleotides. Its product is annotated as transmembrane protein 87A. Gene Ontology annotation, cellular component: membrane; Golgi apparatus. Lineage: Eukaryota; Viridiplantae; Streptophyta; Magnoliopsida; Dioscoreales; Dioscoreaceae. Gene Ontology annotation, biological process: transport. The record is from RefSeq and is a predicted model, not a curated record.
AAGCUUUGGCGGUUGGUCCGUUCCCUUCUCUCUUUCUCUCUUUCUCUCUCUCUCGGAGAUCUCUCGCUCAUCCUUCCCUCUCCCAUGGAUCUCGCCGGCUCUCGGCUUCUCCUCGCCGUUGUCUUCAUCUUCUGGUUCUCCGCAGUCGAGCCAUCGAUCCACACUUAUGAUUUCGAGACGUUCAAGGAGGUCGGCAACGCCUUUCUCCUUUCCGGUGGAAGCGAGGGGAUCGUCGCCUCCCGUGACUCCUCGGAUAGCCAUGGCUCCAGUGGGAUUCAUGAUGGACGCUCCUUCAUCAAGUUUGAGAACAUAACAUUCUGGAGGAGUAAGGAAGCAGCUGAUCAACAUUCUGGUAUGGAGCGUAGUACUGGACUGAUACAGGCUAUUAUAUUUGAAGCAGCUGAUAGGGAUAACAUUGGAGGAUCUGCCUAUGGUGGCCAAAGGUCAAUAUGCUGUACCCCUGAUCUUGCAAAGCUUGAGGGUUGUAGACAAGGAGAAGUAAUUAGAAGACCAUCUUCUGUGGAUUUUAACUGGCCAGUAGUGCUAAAUACGGAUUUUGUUGCAAAUUAUUUAUCCACACAAAUGGAAACCAAAGAGGUUAACAUUACGAAGACUGGAAUGUACAACCUGUUCUUUAUUUCCUGUGAUCCGAAGUUGAGAGGACUCAAGAUGAGUGGAAAGACCUCUUGGAAAAAUCCCGAUGGUUAUCUACCAGGGAGGAUGGCCCCACUAAUGACAUUUUACAUAUUCAUGUCCCUGUCAUAUCUGCUUCUUAGCAUCAUUUGGUUUGCACAGUACGUGAGGUUUUGGAAGGAUAUACUGCCAAUACAGAAUUGGAUGACUCUUGUCAUUGCACUCGGCUUAUUUGAAAUGACACUUUGGUACUUUGAGUAUCUGAACUUUAAUAACUCUGGGAUAAGACCUGUUGUAAUUACAACUUGGGUUGUUACCAUUGGCGCUAUAAGGAAAACAGUUUCACGUCUGCUCAUAUUAUCUAUCUCUAUGGGAUAUGGUGUUGUCCGGCCAACUCUUGGAGGUCUUACCUCUAAGGUGCUUCUUCUUGGCGUAACAUAUUUUGUAGCUUCUGAGUUGCUGGAUAUCGCAGAAAAUGUGGGAACCAUAAGUGAUAUUUCAGGCAAAGCUAGGCUUUUUCUUGUCCUCCCUGAUGCACUCCUGGAUGCCUUUCUUAUACUCUGGAUUUUUACUUCCCUCUCUCGAACAUUGGAAAAGCUGCAGGCAAGGCGGAGUUCUGUCAAAUUGGACAUUUACCGUAAAUUUACUAAUGCUCUUGCGGUUGCUGUGAUUGCUUCAGUUGCCUGGAUUGGAUAUGAGGUUUAUUUCAAAGCUACUGAUCCGUUCAGUGAACGGUGGCAAACUGCUUGGAUCAUCAUUGCCUUUUGGGACAUUCUAACCUUUGUGUUGUUAUGUGUUUUGUGUUAUCUUUGGGCACCAUCUCAAAGCUCUCAAAGAUACGCCUACUCGGGUGAAGCUGGAGAGGAUGUUGAUGAUGAAGAAUCUCAAUCCCUUACCGGCGAUGUGUCACUAGUCAAGCUGGAGAAGAAGGAAAUGGUUGAUGUUUUUAGUCUUGAAGAUGAACCAGAAGAAGAUAAGCGGGAAUAAUUAUGUUUCUUGGGGAAGCCAAAUUGUUCAAUCCAAGAGGUUUGCUGACAAGGAAAAGAUUUACUGGCUGGAAUUUUGCGGAAGCUUGAAUACAAAUUCCCAGUUCUCUAUCCAGGUUGCAAGUGACCAUUAGGUCUUCAAUUUACAGUUCUUUUGUACAUGCUAGAGAAUUACUUGUAAGAGUGAUGGUGUGAUUGCUUGUACUUUGGUUGUUCUUAACAUUUUCUAAAGAGCCCUGUGUUAGAUGGGAUCCAA